AUGAGCCUUCGCAUAGUGUCUUCCGUAUUCUCCGGAAUCUAUCGCAUCCCUAACCUCCACGACACUCAAUCUCUUCUUCGCUCUAUCUUCUUCAUUCACGGGAACAAACCGGCGUGUAUCUGCCGUCGGCGACCCAUUUUUCACUCAUCCUACAGCGACCGGAGCAGAGCUAGUGUCGGCGCCUCCGCCGAUGUUUCUUCUUCUCUUCUCGAUGAGGAGUUUCUAAGCAGCGUAUCCGCCGUGAGGGAUGCAGAUGAAGCGCUCGAGAUGAUUUCUGAUCGAUUCGGAUCCAAUCGCGGAGGAAUCGUUGAAAUCGAAGAUUGCCGUUCGAUUAUCUCCGCUGCCGUCAGUCGCGGCAAUGUCGAGCUCGCGUUGUCGAUUUUCUACGCCAUGCGAGCGAGUUUCGAUUUGGGUGAGAGUGAGACUGAUCGAUGGAGAUGGUCAAGGCCUGAUGUUGAGGUCUACACGAUGUUGGUUAAUGGUCUUGCUGCUUCCUUGAGGGUUUCUGAUUCUCUAAGGAUCAUCACAGAUAUUUGCCGUGUUGGAAUCUCUCCUGCUGAGGAGGUUCCCUUUGGUAAAGUUGUGAGAUGUCCGAGCUGUUUGAUUGCCAUUGCUGUUGCACAACCCCAGCAUGGAGUUCAGAUUGUCUCCUGCGCUAAUUGCCGUUACCAGUACGAGCUUUUCUCUGGUGACAUAACCAGCAUUGAAUCACAAGAGCUCGGCAAGGACAUUCCUCUCUGGGAAAAGGGGCUCAGGCUUAUCCAGAUAAAGAAGAACAAACUCAUUUCUUCCGUGCACUCGAUUGUGGUACAAACUCCUUCUGGUACAGCAAGAACGCACAGGUUUGCCACUGAGACCGCCGAGCUACCUGCACAAGAAGGAGAAAGAGUGACAAUUGCAUCCGCUGCUCCUCAAAAUGUAUACAGACAAGUGGGACCUUUCAAGUUUACCCCAAAAGCUCCAAACUUUUACUCUGGAGAACCUAUGAGCCUCACAAAGCACAAGGACGGAAGAGAAUCGGUUUUGCUGAGACCUCCAAGUAAAGACGGAGAUAAAACCUUGCAGCCCUCGUUUCUGAUUCCUCUGCUUGCUGUUUUGGCUACUGGAGAUGCUGCUUCCGGCAUCAUUGAUCCCAGCUUGCCUCAGUUACUCUCAGUUGCUGCUGUUACAUCACUCGCAAUCGGAGCAACCUUCAAUUCUUUUCUUCUUCCUCAGCUAAAUCAGCUCCCUGAACGGACAGUGGAUGUGGUGGGUAUCAAACAGCAACUCUUAUCUCAGUAUGAUGUGCUCCAGCGUCGCAUUAGAGAUCUAAAAGAAGCAACUGAGAAAGAGGUGUGGAUGUUGGCUCGAAUGUGCCAGCUCGAGAACAAAAUUUUAGCAGUGGGAGAGCCAGCGUACCGGACUCGAAGAACAAGAGUAAAGAAGGUACGAGAAGCUCUGGAAAACUCCAUAAAAGGAAAGAUUGAGCUUAUCGAUAGCUAUGCUAGAAUAUCUUCAAUGAUUGAGAUCGAAGUGGAAAUGGACAGUGAUGUUCUUGCAGCCGAGGCAGUGAACAACACUGAGAAUAUUGCUCAACAGAUAGAGCAGAUCAUGGAACUCGAAAACCUUGAAGAAAAAUGGAAAAUACAGGCUGAAGCAAACGAUGAGGCAGAGAGACUUCUCAGCUCUCAACCUUAA
Messenger RNA from Microthlaspi erraticum, 1677 nucleotides. Lineage: Eukaryota; Viridiplantae; Streptophyta; Magnoliopsida; Brassicales; Brassicaceae. The record is from the annotation of a GenBank genome assembly.